AUGGACAGAGGCAACACGUUUGCUGAAUUGAUUAAGAAUGGCAAGGAUAAUGCCACAAUCACAGUCUACCUGUCAAACAUCCACAAUUUGCCUGGAUUUGAAGAUGAAAUUGUAAUUCAAAAGAGACUGUAUAAUGCGCCUAAGAAAAGUGAAACUAGAAUUCGAAAAAGUGGGAAGUUUACAGUGAUCACCAAAAGUGAGUUGGAUUUGGUUACGAAGGAGAUGAAUCUGACAUUCAGCAAUCCAAUCAACUUCCUGACGCAGGACAACUCCAAGAAGAUUCUGAAUGUGACAACACCAAAUGAGCUGUAUCGAUUCUAUUACGAAGGAACUGAAUUCAAGAAUAUUGAGGAAGAGAUAGAAGAAGGAGAGGAGCGGAUUGAAAAGAUGAACGAGAAGAUGAAACAGACGGCCAGUAAGCUCGAUGAGUUCCAGAAUAAGGCAAAUGCAACCAAAAAGGUGUUGAAAUUUGUUUCGAAGGAUUUCAGAAAGGUGUUGGAAGAAUUGGAUUGGGAAGAGGAGUGGAUUGAGGUGAAAGAGAACAAAAUGAAGAUGAUAGAGCAGCAAACAAAGCUGGAUGAAGUAGUCAGACAACUGGAGGUGCUUGAUACUGAAGUCAGGAGCACAACCAUAGAUAUACCAAGGGUGGAACUCAUUGACACCAAGGAAUUUAAAACUAAACUAGCAGAGGUAACUAAUGAUUACACGGCAAUCAAAGCAGAUUAUGAGAAGUCGACAUCUGAUUUCAGACAGAGAGAACAGACGUACAAAGCAGCUAAGGCUAGAAACAAUAAGGAGGUGUUAGUUCAGAAGAUCACUAAAUUGACUGAAACAUGCGAAAGUUAUGAGAAAGAGAAGAAGAUGUUGGAGAGUGAGCAGAUGGCGAUAUUUGAUAAGGUGGAUGAAGAGAAAGAGCGAAACAAAACAGUAGAAACAAGGCGAAGAGCAAUCAGCAACACGGUUCAGGAAAUCAGAAACAAGCAAUCAGCUUUAUACAGUACCGUAUUCAAGAGGAAAUUUGAUGGUCUAAGAAGAGCACUGCGUUCUAAAAUAGAAGCAGGACACUUUAAGGAUGUCAUUAUUGGACCAAUCUGUGACUACGUGAAUCUCAAUGACAAAAAGUGGUAUAAACCAGCCUCAAUAAUUCUGAAGAAAUCAUUGGACAACUUCGUGGUAUUCAAUUCAGAAGACAAAAAUAAGCUGUUUCAGGUACUGCGAGAACAAAACGUAUUCUGCUCAAUUCUACUGCUACAAAGCAAACAGGUCAUUGAUCCAAAGAAAUUCAGUGACUAUAAGACACUUUUGGAUGUGAUUGAUGUGAAAUUUGAUAUUAUCAGAAACGUAUUAAUAACGAUGCAUGGUGCAGAAGAAACCGUUUUGAUUGAAGAAAGGUCCAAGGCGUAUGAAAUAGCACAACUUGAAGGAAACAGAAUUGGAUCAGUUUAUUUGCCAACAGGAGACAGAAUUAAGUGUGUUAGGGGAAAUAUGAGUGAUUACAGGGAAAGAGAAACAGGAAAGUAUUUCUUUGAAGACAGUGGCCUGAGAAUGGAAACACUGCUAUUGGAUCUCAAGAAGUGUGUGCAAACGAAUGAAUGGAUACAGAAAGAUAAUGAGUUGAACAAGAAGCAGGCUGAUUUAUACUUAAGAUUGAAGAAUGAGCAAAUGAAAUUGGAUGAUUGUAAAAGUGAGUUGAAGAGUUACGAUACGAUGAAAGACGAUGAUUUGGUGCAGUUGGAGAGGAAACUGGCUGUAAUGAACAAGCAGAGUGCAAGUAUGAAGAAUAAAAAAGAGAGUUUGGAACAAAUAAAGCUAGAUGCAGAGAAGCAGCUACAGGAAGCAGAAAGAGCCAAUAUUGAGGGACUUAGGAAGCAAAGAGAGGUGCAGAAUGAGCAAAUGAAAAAGCACAGACAAUAUUAUGCUGAUAAAGAACGCAUAAAUACUCAAAUAAAAAUGUAUAAACAGGCAUUAGAAAUGACCAAAAGAGCAAUUGCUAACAAGACAGAGAGCCUGCUUACGAAAGGGAGUGAAGCUGUGGACAAUCCAAGAACCAAAGAACAGGUUGAUGAGCAACGAGCAAAGACACACGGUCUGAUUAAGAGAGCAGAAGACCUGGGGACUAAGGCAGAGAUUGAAAAUGAGCUACUGGAAUUGGAAGGGGAAAAGAACAAUUUGUUGAACAUUUAUUCGAAUUUCAAGGGAUCCGUUGAGAUGACGAAGGAUGCGGUGAAGCACAGGAAGCUCAAGAGAGACGAAAUAAAGAACAAGAAAACAGUGGAAACAAUUCAGGCAUUUCGUGAAUUCACGGCCACGAGUGGAUAUGAUGGUGAAUUGGUAUUUGAUCACGUGUCUAAGAAGCUGGAUUUGAAGAUGCGAGUCCACAACAACACAGUCAAAGGAAACAAGAACACGCUUUCUGGUGGCGAGAGAUCCUUUGCAGGUGUCUGCUUCCUGUUGAGUCUCUGGAGUUCAUUCAAUUGCCCUGUGAAGAUACUGGAUGAGUUUGAUGUGUUUAUGGAUGCUGAAAACAGGAAGAAUGCAAUCAAACGCAUCUGUGAAUUUGUAAGAACCAGUCACUGUCAGAUAAUUCUGAUUACACCACUUGAAGUUGGUGAUAUUCAGAAGCAAGGCGGUGACGUACAGCGCAUUGAGAAGCGGCCCUGA
This is a messenger RNA of Enterospora canceri, 2661 nucleotides long. The record is from the annotation of a GenBank genome assembly. Lineage: Eukaryota; Fungi; Microsporidia; Enterocytozoonidae.